Gadus macrocephalus (Pacific cod) is the source of this 2137-nucleotide messenger RNA. It is a transcript of the gene tmem119a, whose product is annotated as transmembrane protein 119a. Bases 723 to 1445 code for a protein of 240 amino acids. The transcript is spliced from 3 exons. Lineage: Eukaryota; Metazoa; Chordata; Actinopteri; Gadiformes; Gadidae. Gene Ontology annotation, biological process: positive regulation of bone mineralization; positive regulation of osteoblast differentiation; positive regulation of osteoblast proliferation. Gene Ontology annotation, cellular component: plasma membrane. The record is from RefSeq and is a predicted model, not a curated record.
ACAUGAAGUGCAUGUCUUCACUUGGUACAUGUGUUUCUGAAUCAAACCUUGCUGUGGAAGGAUUCUGUACAUGGCCAGAGAAGUCAUGCUGUAAUCACAGGGAUCUAAUUAGAGAGGGAAAAGAGAAGCCUAGAGACUCGCCCUGCAGGCCCAGGAAUACCCAUUGCUGUUCUACUGCUGCACAGUACAGUACACCCAAAACGAACACCAUAACUUUAACCGUUAGGUCAAAUUGUUGUUUUACUCCCCUACCCCCCACACACACAUUCUUUAAGAUCCUAAUGAAGGAUAUAUUUGUUAAGUUUGAAGUAAGAACAUGUAAGUUGUAUCUUGUACAUUUCCCCUGCAGAAGCUAUUCUUUUCUUGUUAUAUUCACUGCCUACAUCUCAAACCGCAUGUCUGAGAUAAAGCACACACAAAUAUUCCAUCUAUCUUCACAAGUAUCGUGUGAAGAAUCAUGUUUUGAGUCCCCACUGCACUAGAACAUUUAGAGGUUAGUGGAUGUGUUAUUAAAAAGAAAAAGAGGGCGGAGAGUCUGGAAAUAGAGGGAUGGUGCAGACCGAGCCGGGUGGAGUCUUCUUGUAACCUCUUCCCCGGCCACAUUUCUCCUUCCAUCCCUGUCUCUGCCGCUCCGUCAGCUUGUAUCCUAAGAACAAAGGGAAAGAAUUCUGUACCCGAGACGUCUUCCAAGAAGAUCAACAUAGAAGGCUCUGAAGAGGAGAAUGAUGGUGUCCUCCUCUGGUUUCACGUCUGUUGCGGCAGUGCUGCUGUUUCUGGCUAGUGGCUGCCGCUGCUCUCCGCUCCUCUUCAAUGCCUCCAUGGAUGGAGGCAGCGGAGACGGAGGAGAGCCAGAGCUCCUGUUCCCCACCUCCUUCUCCACUAGGCCCCCGGCCCCGGUGGAGGAGGGGAGCGCCCAGGUCACCUCGGCCCCUCCCUCCCUGGUCAACGGCAUCACCACCACCAUGAUCCGCCUCAAGGACUUUGUGCUGAGCCGUGUGGUGGACUUCCUGCAGGAGUAUAUGCUCAUCAUCAUCGUGGUGGCUUCCCUCCUCAUCGUCAUGGUCUUCAUCGUGUGCUGCGCCUCCGCCAUGAGCCACAAGCGCAAGCUGGAGGCCUAUAAGCCCCCUGCCGGUGCCCCGUCCUGGAAGGCCCAGGCCGCAGUGGCCACGGCCAAUCCUGUGGAGGAGUACCGACCCUACGCCGUGGACCACGUGAAGAGCGUCCAGAUCCAGAGUGCCAUGACCUCGCCCAAGAACCUGCGCAUGCCGUCCAAGGCACUGGUUGGGGAGAAGGGCAGGGAGGGGAGGUCCUCGCCUCCCCAGGAGGUGCGAAAGGUGAGAGAGACGGAGCCGAUGAUGGAGAGGAGGAGGGAGGAGGCCAGGAGCCCUAAGGAGCAGCUGAAACAGAAAGAGGAGGCGCAUGUGGUCUGCACCUGCCACCAGUAGAAGGCCCACCACUAAGGGAAGGCUCCAACUGGCUCUCUUGACCACCGUUGAGUUGAGGUAGCUAGAUUGGAAGAUUAAGUAGAAUCAGAAAAAUAUAUAUAUAUUUCAAUUAAUAAAUACAUAGUGUAGCAUUCACAGAUGGGGAAAGAUACCCGGAUGUUUAGUGGAAAGCAGAGAUUCAUCUUCAGAGAGAUGUAUAAACAACAACAAGCGGAAGUUGUAUUAGUGUAAAAGAGAUUUCCGUUUUCAAAGACGCACCCAGGCUACGUGCUACCCUUUCACCUACUAUUGUGUCACACCUACCUGUGUUCAUCCAGGAUUUGAUUAGUCAACAUUAUACAAAGAAGCCUCAUCGAGUACAUUGUAAUAUUAUUGGUGGUGGUUAGUGAGGUCCCCCCUUCACUUUAGGCGUCUUUGAGUGUUAUUAAUUAUUAUUAUUCUUCAUGUUUAACCUCUGUUUUCCUUUUAUUCCUAGUCUGUUUUACAUAGUUUUGAAUGAUGACUAUAUGCUCUGUAAGGUGACCUUGGGUGUCUUGAAAGGCGCCUCUAAAUUAAAUGUAUUAUUAUUAUUAUUAAUAGAAGGAUAGCAACCGAUAUUUUUUAAUUGAUAAUGCAAACACUAAAAUUAAAUACAGUUGACAAAAUAUUUGAAAUUAAAGUCUCUCAUGAAUAAAAAUAAUUUGCUUUGUUAA